Messenger RNA from Paramisgurnus dabryanus, 2654 nucleotides. RefSeq names its product TIA1 cytotoxic granule-associated RNA binding protein (gene tia1). NCBI's taxonomy places the organism in Eukaryota, Metazoa, Chordata, Actinopteri, Cypriniformes, Cobitidae. The record is from RefSeq and is a predicted model, not a curated record. Gene Ontology annotation, molecular function: RNA binding.
UUCCUCCGCCAUCUUAUGUCGCCUUUCCAUUGUUCAUAACCGAAGCCAGCCGAGGCGGCAUUUCACAUUUACUCUCAUAAUAACCCGAAAUAAGAGGGCAGCGACACUGGAAAGACGGAGAUACGGGUGGAACUUGGGAUCAUCUCAUAAAACACACAACAGGAUUUCCUCUCAGGGUUGUCUUAAUUUGAUCAGGAAAAUAUGAUGGACGACGAGCAGCCCAAGACCCUGUAUGUUGGAAACUUGUCACGUGAUGUGACAGAAGCCCUUAUUAUGCAGCUCUUUGGUCAGAUUGGCCCCUGCAAGAGCUGUAAAAUGAUUGUGGAUACGGCAGGUAACGAUCCAUACUGCUUCGUGGAGUUCUUUGAGCAUAGGCACGCAGCGGCCUCCCUCGCAGCCAUGAAUGGGCGUAAAAUAAUGGGUAAGGAGGUAAAGGUCAACUGGGCUACCUCACCAAGCAGCCAGAAGAAAGACACAAGCAAUCACUUCCAUGUCUUUGUCGGAGACCUCAGCCCAGAAAUCACCACUGAUGACAUCAGAGCUGCCUUUGCACCCUUUGGGAGGAUAUCGGACGCUCGUGUUGUGAAAGACAUGGCAACAGGAAAGUCUAAAGGCUAUGGAUUUGUUUCAUUCUUCAACAAAUGGGAUGCAGAAAAUGCUAUUCAACAGAUGGGAAACCAGUGGUUGGGCGGCAGACAGAUCAGGACAAACUGGGCCACAAGAAAACCUCCAGCACCAAAAGCCACCUAUGAAACACCAAACACAAAGCACUUGUCGUUUGAUGAGGUCGUGAACCAAUCCAGUCCCAGCAACUGCACUGUCUACUGUGGUGGGGUCAGUACAGGCCUCACAGAACAACUCAUGAGACAGACCUUCUCUCCCUUUGGCCAAAUCAUGGAAGUUCGAGUUUUCCCAGACAAAGGCUACUCAUUUGUAAGGUUCGGCACUCAUGAAAAUGCGGCUCAUGCGAUCGUAUCCGUUAACGGCACAUCCGUAGAGGGUCACAUGGUGAAAUGUUACUGGGGUAAAGAGACCACGGAAAUGGUGACCCCCAUGCAACAGGUUCAGGUACCCCAGCAGAACAAAGUUGGCUUCGCUGCACAGCCGUAUGGUCAGUGGGGACAGUGGUACGGCAAUGCUCAACAAAUUAGCCAGUAUGUCCCUAACGGCUGGCAGGUACCUACUUACGGCGUGUACGGACAAGCCUGGAACCAACAGGGCUUCAAUCAUUUACAGGCUGGUGCGGGGUGGACCGGUGUUAGCGCAGUGAGUAACGGAGGUGUUGUGGAGCAGGCACAGGGAGUCAAUGGAGCUGUGCUAGCCAAUCAGUCCAGCAUGGGCACCGCAGGAUACCACACACACUGAUGCCACAAUGGACAACUCUAGCACUCCACCGCAGUUUCAGCAGGGAUUUACACACAACCUCCCCUAUUAAGAUGCCUGGUUUGGGGAAGGGAUGUGCCAUUUCUGACCCUCCCCACCUUCCACCUGUAAACUUGCUCAAAUUUCGGUGGACAGUGAGGCUGAGCGUGUCAUUUGUGGUGGGGUCUUGAGUCGGAAUAAACACACUCUGAUACACAAACAUAUAUUCAGACACAUUAAUCCACACAAAUCCAUAAGCUGUGUCGGCCUGGUGUCCGACCGGCUUGAUUGGAAAGGACAAUGCCAUUUUUAACACGAAAGUACUAUAAAUGAAUAAAAUCAACAAUAACUGCAACUUUUCCAUUUUGCUUUUUUGGUUUGUUAGAGCGAUUUCAGCUGCUGAUUUUGUAAUAUAUUAAGCUUUGCCAUUUUCUUUUUUGGACUUGCCAUUUUAAAUGCAAAACUGUUUGUUUGUUUUUUUGUUCGUUUUUUGAGGAGCGAUGACACCAUCGAGUUGUGUGAAAUGUCAACCUUUUUUUGUUUUGUUUAUAAAAUGAAUAAAAUGGAUGUCAACUGUUGUAUUUUUUUAAUUAGACAUUCAAACUAAACCAAUUGCAGGGAUGACUGCCACAUUUUUUUCUGAAAGGCAGACGAAUAUUGCACAAUAUUAAUACGUUUUCACAAAAAUUUGAUGUUACGCAAAUUUUAGGCAAUUUUAAUUGUUUUGCAUUCCACUUUUUGAGGGCUUCUAAAUACAAUAUACCGUUCUGUGUGUAAAUAACCAAACAACUGUGUUCAACUGUUGGGCCGCUAUAUAAAGGACACUCAUACGUUGAUUAUGGUUGCUUGCUUGCUUGCUUCUUUUGUAGGUGGGAGGGUGGGAUGGGGUAUCUGAACUAUAAUUUGGCAUUUGCAGCUCUGUUAAAUGCUGGUCCAGAAAUAUGCUGCAUUGAAAUGCAGUGCAAAGAUCAAGUCUGAACUUUCUGUUAGAUUUACAACAUUUUCGUGUAUAAAAUCUAAAUGUCAACUUUUUGCAGUGUUUAGUAUUAAGAUGAGCUGGAAUGGAUCAGAAUUUUGCACUGUUGCCCAUUGGAGUUGUAAUAGGUGAGAUCAGUUGUGUUGCCUUAUUUUGAGUUGAUUUCAUUUUUGAGUAAACUGAUGCUCAUGAAACAUAGGCAGUGCCUAAUAAUACGUUGAGAGACAUUUUGUUUUGAGGAUUUCUUAAAAAUAAUGUUCAUCCUACUACAAUGUGUUCUUGCUUUGUCCCAUUAAAAUGCAAAUGCGAAACAACA